GCCUAGCCAAUCAGCACCGCGGCGCGGUGGCAGGGCGUCAGUUCCGCCUUCCUGUCAGCGGCUAAAGCGGAGGCGCGGAGUUGCAGGUUGUUCAAACAUCUGGAUCUCUUUAGAUCCAGCUUGGUUGGCUGGACCUGCUCUUGGCUGGGAACUAUGAAGAAACAUUUUGCAUAAAGCUUUGACAUGACUGAGGCCAUGGCAUCUUCAACAAACUUAGAUGCUGGGGCCCAGUUAAUUGUAGAAGAAUGUCCCACUAGCUACAGCCUUCCACCCAUGCCGGACAUAAAAGUGGAGAAUCAGCUUGACUCAAGCACAGAGGAAGGCCAAGCUCAGAGUGUCACCAUGGGAAUGAAAUUCAUUUUGCCCAAUAGAUUUGAUAUGAAUGUCUGCUCACGAUUUGUAAAAUCUUUGAAUGAGGAGGACAGUAAAAAUAUUCAAGACCAAGUUAACUCUGACCUUGAAGUGGCAUCUGUCUUAUUUAAAGCUGAAUGCAACAUCCACACUUCUCCUUCCCCUGGUAUCCAAGUAAGACAUGUUUAUACUCCAUCAACUACUAAGCAUUUCUCACCAAUAAAACAGUCAACUACCCUAACUAACAAACACAGGGGAAACGAAGUCUCUACAACACCUCUGCUUGUAAACUCUUUAUCCGUUCAUCAGCUGGCUGCUCAGGGAGAAAUGUUGUAUCUGGCCACACGUAUUGAACAAGAAAAUGUAAUCAAUCAUAAGGAUGAAGAAGGAUUUACCCCUCUGAUGUGGGCUGCAGCUCACGGGCAGAUCGCAGUAGUGGAAUUUCUCCUCCAGAAUGGUGCAGAUCCUCAGAUUUUGGGUAAAGGGCGAGAAAGUGCCCUAUCACUGGCUUGCAGUAAAGGUUACACAGAUAUUGUCAAAAUGCUGCUUGACUGUGGAGUUGAUGUCAAUGAGUAUGACUGGAAUGGAGGCACACCUCUACUAUAUGCAGUACAUGGGAACCAUGUGAAAUGUGUAAAAAUUCUCCUUGAAAGUGGUGCUGAUCCAACUAUUGAAACAGAUGCUGGCUAUAAUUCCAUGGAUUUGGCUGUAGCCUUGGGCUAUCGGAGUGUCCAACAGGUUAUUGAGUCUCAUUUAUUAAGGCUACUUCAAAAUAUCAAGGAAUAAUCGUUGGCUCUUCUGUGGGUGUCUGUUCUUGGCGUGGAGAAUUGCAGUGGUUUUUAGCCCUCUAAUCAGUGAUAAAGGUUGUUUGUUUUGUAAAUUUAUCUCCAUUCAACUGUUUGCUGUCUUUAGUUAAUCUUUUUAAUAUUCUUCCUCUUCUUUCGUUAUUAAUCAUAGAAAUAUGCGAUGUGAUCCUUUUCUUAAAUAUAUUUUAUAUCAUUUUAGAAGAAAAAGUCAGUUGUGCAUGAAAGACUUUGUAAAUAAAUCCAGAUUUGACUAUAAAUGUAUACACUGAGUGCAGUGUGUGGCACUGGGCCACGUGUCUGUCUUCACAUUGUUGUCCACAAUUGCAUUAUUGAUAUGUAUUCACGGGAAGAAAUUUGUUUAGAUGCUGAGGUAUGUCACCAUACAAGAUGCAUAUCUUUACUGUAUUAAUACCAAAAUGUGCACCAUGUGUGAUUGUUUUCAAGAUCUCCAGCUAAUACUACUGCUUUUGGCUGUCUCAUUUUUAAGAAGUUGGUAAUAAAUUGAAAGACUUUGGUAAUGGUAAUUUAAUUC
This is a messenger RNA of Chroicocephalus ridibundus (black-headed gull), 1689 nucleotides long. RefSeq names its product ankyrin repeat family A member 2 (gene ANKRA2). The coding region runs from base 184 to 1137 and encodes 317 amino acids. The record is from RefSeq and is a predicted model, not a curated record. The transcript is spliced from 9 exons. Gene Ontology annotation, cellular component: nucleus. Gene Ontology annotation, biological process: regulation of gene expression. Gene Ontology annotation, molecular function: protein binding. Lineage: Eukaryota; Metazoa; Chordata; Aves; Charadriiformes; Laridae.